Messenger RNA from Fusarium musae, 1638 nucleotides. RefSeq lists its product as uncharacterized. Bases 1 to 1638 code for a protein of 545 amino acids. Gene Ontology annotation, cellular component: mitochondrial inner membrane. The record is from RefSeq and is a predicted model, not a curated record. NCBI's taxonomy places the organism in Eukaryota, Fungi, Ascomycota, Sordariomycetes, Hypocreales, Nectriaceae. The transcript has 2 exons. Gene Ontology annotation, biological process: mitochondrion inheritance.
AUGCCCCAUCGGCCAACCAAAGAGGAACUGCUCGAGGCCGCCAACGGCUUUUGGCAGCGUCUCAAGGUUCGUCUAAAAUGGGUGUCGAUUAGAAGUAUGAGGCCGUGGAAUAUUGAUGAAUGGGGUGCUUUUGUUUCAUGGUUUCUUUUCGGCCACCUCGCUUGGAUCAUCGUCGGCACAACCACAUUCUUCUCCCUGAUCAUUUUGUCAAUCAACACUGUUGUUGCCCAAGAAACACUCGCGCAAUGGGUAGGUGACUAUUUGACACAGUCUGCUGGCGUUACCGUUGUUUUCGAGUCUGCUAUUGUCCCCAAGUGGCGUGAUAAUGUUAUCUCUUUCCGCAACGUUUUUGUGUCCCGACGACCUGGCCAAGGCGACGUCUCGUCCGUAAGCAAAGGCUCGUCAGAUGCUGCCGCCGAGGCUGCCGCUGGCCGCAAAGCAGAUUUCGCGGGAACGUCUGAAACUGAGGACGAUGGAAACUACACUCAAUUUGACGUCACUCUUUCAACGGUCAAUGUCACGUUGUCAUUCUUGAACUGGUGGAAUGGCAAAGGACUGUUGAAAGAUGUUGAAAUCAAGGGUGUUCGCGGUGUCAUUGACCGAACUUCAGUGACAUGGCCAGCCGAGGAGGUUGAUCCUCUGUCAUAUCGUCACAAGCACCAACCAGGAGAUUUCGAGAUCGAAAAGUUCAAAAUGGAGGACCUAUUACUCACCGUUCAUCAACCAGGCGGGUUCCGGCCAUUCUCUAUCAGCAUCUUCUCUUGCGAGCUGCCCCAGCUUCGCAAGCAAUGGCUAUUUUAUGAUUUCCUUUCGGCCAACCACAUGUCAGGGUCUUACGAUGGUUCUCUGUUUACGAUCCAUCCCCGACAAGUCCACGGCGUGGUACCCAGUGGUAAUGGUGACCCAGAAGCUUCAGUUGGUUUUGGUGAUCCCAAGGCGUGGAAAAAGUUCAGUCGGCUCCGAAUUGAUGGUUUGAAGAUAGACCAUCUCAACCGCGGUGUUGAGGGGCCUUUUGGCUGGAUAUACGAAGGGAAUGUCGAUAUUGUUGCUGAUGUCAUGUUUCCCGCUGACACCGACGAGAGCAUCACCAAGGUCAUGGCCGACUUCUACGAUCAGCUUGAAGAAAUCGUCGACACAAAUAGGCACCGCUUCAUGCGCAACAUCCAAGAGCAAGGCCCUGCUCUUCUUACAUCAGGGCACCUUUCAGACUCAGCUGGAGAUAUCCACGGCGAAGAGCCACCCGUCGAGCCGCAGACAAGUGAUGAUGAGCGUCGCUACCUCAUCAUGGACCUCCGUAUCUCCAUGAACGAUGUCAAAGCUGCAGUUCCUCUCUUCACCAAGGAUAUGUCAUACGUCAAUCAGGCAUUGGUCCGCCCUAUCGUUGCUUAUAUCAACGCGAAGAAGACAUACAUCCCAAUCAAUUGCCGUAUCGUGAAACGAGCCAGCGACUUCGAUGGUAGCUGGUCGAUCUUUGACUGUGGUCUAAUGAACGAUAUGUCAGCGGAGACAUAUGAUGCAUUUGCGAAUGACGUCGAAAACCAACAGAGCCGAGUUCGGCGGUUCAAAAAGGUUGGGUUCUGGACCUUGUCGCUUGCGGUCCAUGCCCUCUUUAUGGGAAUGGCGGGCAAUGUGGUGUGA